Molecule: messenger RNA, 900 nt
Organism: Acomys russatus (golden spiny mouse)
Lineage: Eukaryota; Metazoa; Chordata; Mammalia; Rodentia; Muridae
Gene: Ms4a10
Product: membrane spanning 4-domains A10
Exons: 7
Coding region: 20-742 (240 amino acids)
Biological process (GO): cell surface receptor signaling pathway
Cellular component (GO): plasma membrane
Source: RefSeq, a predicted model, not a curated record
GGGCACCCUGCCAGAGGCAAUGGCUGUAGAAGCUCCCACGGUGAUUCCCAGCAGUGGCACUGGGCAAGUCUCUCAUUGGCAAAACCUAGGACCUGCCCAGACUACACAGAAAGUGGCCCAGUCCCAGCAUCUGAUCCCAGAUGGGCACCUUGAGAAGUCCCUGAAGAGAGAUGGCCUUCUGCAGAAGUUGGGUAACUUUCAUAUCAUCAUUGCAUUUGCGCACCUGGCCUUUGGCAGUUACCUGAUCUCCACAGUCAAGAAUCUGCACUUGGUGGCAUUGAAGUGCUGGUAUCCAUUAUGGGGAUCUGUCUCUUUUCUCAUUUCAGGGAUCUUGGCUGUGACAACAAUGGUAUUUCCCUCCAAGACCCCUCUGAAGGUGUUGUGUGUGACAGCAAAUGUCAUCAGCUUCUUCUGUGCACUGGCCGGCUUCUUUGUCAUUGCCAAGGACCUCUUUCUGGAGAGUCCUUUUCCAUGGCCAAUCUGGAGACCAUACCCCAACCCCACAGUCUACAUCCAGAGACUAGAGCUUACCCUGUUCUGUCUCACCAUCCUGGAGCUCUUCCUGACAGGACCCACAGCCAUCACAGCCUGCAGGAUGAAACGCCUGCAUGCAGAGGAUAAGGAUGACACUCCUCUUGUCCCCGACACACCCAUGGAACUCGACGGUCUGUCGCUGAGCCUGCCACCAUCCUAUGAAAAUGUGGUUCCAGGCAACAUGAGCAAAACAAGAGAUAAAGACUGAAUCCUCGGGGCUGGAGAGAUGGCUCAGUGGUUAAGAGCACUGGCUGCUCUUCCAAAGGUCUUGAGUUCAAUUCCUAGUCAACCACAUGGUGGCUCACAACCAUCUAUAAUGAGAUCUGGUGCCAUCUUCUGGUGUACAUGCAGGCAAAACACUGUGCA